Cajanus cajan (pigeon pea) is the source of this 1986-nucleotide messenger RNA. Its product is annotated as MLO-like protein 9. Lineage: Eukaryota; Viridiplantae; Streptophyta; Magnoliopsida; Fabales; Fabaceae. Gene Ontology annotation, cellular component: membrane. The record is from RefSeq and is a predicted model, not a curated record. Gene Ontology annotation, biological process: defense response.
GUUGCAACAUAGCAAAACAGUUCCAUUUUGUCUUUGCACACGACGAGGAACAAUGGUUCUCAAUUUCAGAUUCAACCCACACUCUAAUUAAACUCUGCUUAUCAUUCAUACGUACAUAAAUAUAAUCAAUCAUCACCGUCACAACUUUUUUCUUGCCAAGAAUUGAACAUUCAUGUCGGGAGGAGGAGGCGGUGACGCCAGGCAGCUAGAUCUCACGCCAACAUGGGCUGUCGCUGCGGUUUGCGCAAUCAUCGUUAUCAUUUCUAUACUCUUGGAAAAAAUCAUACACAAAUUCGCUAAGAUGUUUGAAGAGAAAAAAAAACAUGCAUUGCUAGAAGCUCUUGAGAAGAUUAAGGCCGAGCUAAUGAUCUUGGGAUUUAUUUCCCUGCUCUUGACAUUUGGGCAAAACUACAUUUCUAAAGUGUGUAUACCGGAGAGGUUUUCAUACACGAUGCUUCCCUGUCUUCCCGUUGAGAAGCGUGGAGGUGGUCAUGGCGAACAUGGAGCUGCACCGCAUGAAGAGGAGGGGGGUGAGGCUGAAGCUGAAGAGCAUCACCGCAGGCUUUUAUCAUAUGAACGUAGGUUUCUAAGUGCUGAAGCUGGAGGCCACAGUUGUGAGUUGGGGCACGUGCCUCUUAUAUCAGUGAACGGGUUGCAUCAGUUGCACAUUUUUAUAUUUUUCUUGGCUGUUUUCCAUGUGAUAUACAGUGCCAUAACAAUGACGCUUGGAAGAGCAAAGAUUCGUGGAUGGAAGGCAUGGGAACAGGACCAUAUCGUGGAUCAAGAUGCCUUGAAUGAUCCUAGAAGAUUCAGGCUUACUCACGAGACAUCAUUUGUGAGGGAUCACAACAGUUUUUGGACUAAAACACCAGUUACCUUCUAUUUUGUAUGCUUCUUUCGACAAUUUUUCAGAUCUGUUCGUAGGGCCGACUAUUUGACCAUGAGACAUGGUUUUGUGACUGUCCAUUUAGCACCCGGAAGUAAGUUUGAUUUUCAGAAAUAUAUCAAGAGGUCAUUAGAAGAUGACUUUAAGGUAGUUGUAGGAAUCAGUCCAAUUCUUUGGGCAUCAGUGGUGUUAUUCUUGCUUGUGAAUGUCCAUGGAUGGCAUGCUUCAUUCUGGGUGUCUUUUCUUCCACUAUUGGUGAUUCUGGCUGUUGGAACAAAGCUUCAAGCAAUUAUCACUCGAAUGGCACUUGACAUAAAAGAAAGGCAUGCUGUAGUGCAGGGGAUCCCUCUUGUGCAAGUCUCUGACAAGUAUUUUUGGUUUGCAUGGCCUCAGUUAGUUCUUUAUCUCAUCCAUUAUGUCCUCUUUCAGAAUGCAUUUGAGCUGACGUACUUCUGGUGGACAUGGUAUGAAUUUGGUUGGGCUUCUUGCUUUUACGAGGAUGAUAGUCUCAUGAUUGUCAGAGUAGCUCUUGGGAUAGGAGCUCAAGUUGUUUGCAGCUAUGUCACACUUCCACUCUAUGCACUUGUAACACAGAUGGGAUCAACGAUGAAGAAGUCAAUAUUUGAUGAUCAAACAUCGAGGGCUCUGAAACAGUGGCAUAAGAAUGCUCUGAAGAAGAAAGCAUCCAAGGGACGAGCGGAAACUCGAACGUUAGGUGCGAGUCCAGGAGAGUCGCCGGAUGUUUCGCCACGGCCAACGACGGCCGAAGAAACAGAAAUGGCUGAGCAUGGCGCCACCAUUGUCAGCACCGUCGAUAACGAACAACAACAGUACAAUAACCGCGACCUUCUAACUGGACCAUGACGCUUCACACGUGUCAAUCGGAACAUGCAAGUUUAGGGUUAUAAUGUACGUAACCGAGGCUUCAUGCAUCAUCGUAUUCAUGGUUAAACAUAGGUCAAAUAGAAUUAGCAAGCUAGCUAUUGCAUUCCUUAUUGUAGCACAGUUUAGAUUAAUUAAGAUUAGACAUUCUUGUAAGUUAUUUCAUGUAUAACAUGAUCAAAAGCACGCGCACCAUAUUUACGUCAAAUUACACACAU